Dioscorea cayenensis subsp. rotundata (Guinea yam) is the source of this 1423-nucleotide messenger RNA. RefSeq lists its product as uncharacterized. The transcript is spliced from 10 exons. NCBI's taxonomy places the organism in Eukaryota, Viridiplantae, Streptophyta, Magnoliopsida, Dioscoreales, Dioscoreaceae. Bases 192 to 1319 code for a protein of 375 amino acids. Gene Ontology annotation, cellular component: cytoplasm. The record is from RefSeq and is a predicted model, not a curated record.
AUCCACCCAAAAAAUAAAAUUAAAAAAAAAAAUUUAAGAAAAACAAAAUAAAAAAACAAAAAAUAAAAAUCUUCCAUUCACAACUACAAAGAUCACAAACCAACAAUCUUCAAUUUCAUCAUCCAACUCUUUGUUUUACAAAAUUCAAUUUCUUAGUGAAGUGAAGUUGUGAAUCUUGAGUGUUUGCAUCAAUGGCUUUGCAAGUUAGUAGUGCAGGGUUCCCAAUAGUUGUUCACAGAAGAAGAGGAGGUGGUGGUGGUGGUUGUGGUGCUUUUGGGGCAAGGGCAGUGAGUUCUGAGAGUAUAACAACAGUGAAGGGAGGAGAGGAGGAUAAGGUGAAGCUUGGAGGGUCUGAUGUGAAGGUCACUAGGCUUGGCCUUGGUGCUUGGUCUUGGGGUGACACUAGUUACUGGAAUGACUCUGGAUGGGAUGAUAGGAAGCUCAAGGCAGCCAAGGCGGCUUUCAAUGCCAGCAUCGAUGGUGGCAUCACUUUCUUCGACACUGCUGAAGUGUAUGGCAGCAUGUUCAUGGGAGUUGUAAAUUCUGAAACUUUACUCGGAAGUUUCAUCAAGGAAAGGCAAAAAGUCGACUCAGUUGAAAUAGCAGUGGCAACCAAAUUCGCUGCCUUGCCUUGGAGGUUUGGUCCGGGGAGUGUUAUUUCGGCUCUUGAAAACUCACUCUCUCGUCUUGGACUUUCCUCUGUUGAUCUUUAUCAGCUUCAUUGGCCAGGAAUAUGGGGAAAUGAAGGGUACAUCGAUGGUCUUGGAGAUGCUGUUGAAAAGGGUCUUGUGAAGGCGGUCGGAGUGUCAAACUACAAUGAAAGGCGGCUUCGAGACGCUUAUGAUCGACUGAAAAAGCGGGGAAUUCCACUUGCUUCGAACCAAGUCAAUUACAGUCUCAUUUACAGAGCCCCGGAGGAGAACGGCGUAAAGGCAGCUUGUGAUGAAUUAGGAAUCACUUUGAUUGCAUAUUCUCCGAUUGCUCAAGGUAUUCUAACUGGGAAGUAUACACCGGAAAAUCCUCCGACUGGUCCGAGAGGUCAAAUUUAUACCCCUGAGGUCUUAACAAAGCUACAACCUUUGAUUGCAAGAAUUAAAGAGAUCGGAGAAGCUUACGGCAAGACCAAUACACAGGUUGUUCUAAACUGGUUAGUCUGUCAAGACAAUGUAGUACCAAUUCCAGGUGCCAAAAAUGCAGAGCAGGCUAAAGAGUUUGUUGGCGCCCUCGGGUGGAAGCUCACCGAUCAAGAAGUCGAAGAACUCCGGUCACUUGCAGCCGAAACAAAACCGGUCAUCGGAUUCCCUGUUGAAAAACUCUAGUUCUAAUACUGUUCCUGUAACCAUUGCAAAUAGUAUCAUAGUAUCAUAUACUACAACAAUUACCAGUUCUCAAUAAAUAUAUUUGUUGAAAUAUUAGUUUGAAA